This is a messenger RNA of Stereum hirsutum FP-91666 SS1, 1353 nucleotides long. Its product is annotated as salicylate hydroxylase. Lineage: Eukaryota; Fungi; Basidiomycota; Agaricomycetes; Russulales; Stereaceae. The transcript has 9 exons. Gene Ontology annotation, biological process: secondary metabolite biosynthetic process. Gene Ontology annotation, molecular function: FAD binding. The record is from RefSeq and is a predicted model, not a curated record. Bases 1 to 1353 code for a protein of 450 amino acids.
AUGGCCACUAGUUCGAGAACAAGUAAAUUCCGUGUCGCGAUAUGCGGUGGAGGUGUAGGCGGGUUGACUCUGGCAUACGCCCUCUCCCGUUCUCCCGACAUUCAGGUCGACGUGUACGAGGCUGCCACCAAGUUCAGCGAAGUUGGCGCCGGCAUUGGCGUUUGGCGACGAACAUGGCAGAUCUUAAAAACCAUAGGCUUGGAGCACGAUCUCUUACAGCUCCUUGAUCGUCGUCCUAGCGACGACGUUGUCCCGACGCUACAGUACCGUAAGGCCGACCAACCGGAAGGCCAAAGCUUCAGCAACCUUCACUCUCGAGGCGGGCUUCUGACAUUUCAUCGAGCCGAGUUCCACAGCGUUCUUCUCCAACGACUCUCCUCUCGCUGCAAAACCUUCAACUCCAAGCGUCUUCACCACUACGUCCAACCCCCUCAUGCAAGUGCCCCAAUACAGCUCGUCUUCCAGGACGGUUCAACCGCCACAUGCGACCUCGUCAUCGGCGCCGACGGGAUCAAGUCCGUCGUCCGUCGAACAAUGCUCAACGAACAGGCUCAGCAAUUAGAACAAAGAGGCCAGCUCAACGAAGCCGCUGACCUUCGGGAUCGAGUCGAACCGAGGUUCAGUGGGGUGUUAGUUCAUCGCACGCUUAUCCCAGCAGAUAAACUCCGACAAAUAGCGCCCCAGAAUCGAGCACUUUCCGUUCCUACACAGUUUCUAGGAAGAAAUAGACACAUCAUGGCCUAUCCAAUAUCUCAUGGACGCUACAUCAACUUCGUCGCAUUCGAAGCGGAUUACUCAAGAGAAGGCUCGCUAUACACAGACCCAUGGAUCUCGACAGUAGACUCGCGUGCGUUGUCCAGAUCGUUCAGCAAUUGGGAGCUUGACGUCCAGCAAAUCGCCAGCUGCUUAGACGGUCUGACAGUAAAUCGAUGGGCUGUAAAUGUCAUGAAGCCUCUCAACACCUUUUCACACGGCAGAGUCGUCCUGCUUGGGGAUGCGGCGCACGCAAUGACACCCUUUCAGGGCGCAGGAGCGGGUCAGGCCAUAGAGGACGCUUUCAUUCUCUCCUCCCUUCUCUCCCACCCCCUAACGACGCUCCGCACCCUCCCCCAAGUGCUCUCAAUCUACUCCCGCGUCCGCGUCCCAUUCGCGAACAAGAUCGCCGAACGGUCACGGAGGAACGGCUUGGAUUUCGCGUUGAAUGGGUAUCAUGAUACGGGGGAUGGAGCGGGUUUGACGGAGUUGGGGGAGAGGAUACGCAAAAAUUUUGAGUGGGCUUGGGCUUCGGAUGCGGGGGUUGAGUUGAGGCAGGCGACGGAGAUGUUAGAGAGGGAGGUCGGCGGUCGAAGAUGA